Messenger RNA from Cyphellophora attinorum, 1488 nucleotides. RefSeq names its product Aldehyde dehydrogenase. Lineage: Eukaryota; Fungi; Ascomycota; Eurotiomycetes; Chaetothyriales; Cyphellophoraceae. Bases 1 to 1488 code for a protein of 495 amino acids. The record is from RefSeq and is a predicted model, not a curated record. The transcript has 2 exons. Gene Ontology annotation, molecular function: aldehyde dehydrogenase (NAD+) activity.
AUGGCGACGAAUGCAACAUCUUCAUUCGAGUUCUCGGCCAAAAGUCUCCCCCUUCAGCUGUUCAUCGACAACGCAUAUGUGGACUCGAAGUCGAACAAGUAUUUGACUGUUCACAAUCCCAAAGACGGGAGCCUUGUGAGCGACAAGGUCCCUCUUGCAAACGAUCAAGAUGUCGACGCCGCAGUAGUAGCCGCAGAGAACGCGCUCCCAGGCUGGAAAAAGAUUUCUGCUAGCCAGCGACGAGACAUCCUUCUCAAAUUCGCAGGACUACUUGAAAAGCAUACGGCGCCGCUUGCUGAGUUGACCCGCAUCACACUUGGUGCGCCAUUUGGGUCGUUUGGUGCCUUCGAGGUCGGUCUGGCAGCGGAGGCAUUCAAAUACAAUGCUGGUUGGAUUGAUAAGUUCCUCGGUGAGGCCGUGCCUCAAGAGAACGGCUUUAUGCAGAUCACUCGUAAUGAGCCGUUGGGGGUCACUGCGGGCAUAGUGCCUUGGAACGGUCCCUUGGGCACUGUCGGACUGAAGGCGGCACCUGCACUUGCGACGGGAAAUUGCUUCAUUCUGAAGCCAUCGGAGAAGACGCCGUUUGCUGCUGCAGCUCUGGGACCAUUGAUAAAAGAAGCUGGCUUCCCGCCUGGUGUAUUCCAGGUAUUGACAGGUGAUGGAACGACUGGAGCACUGAUUGCGAGCCAUAUGCGCAUCCGCAAGGUCUCUUUUACUGGUAGCAUUCCGACGGGAAAGAAGAUCCAGGAAAUGGCUGCGAAAUCAAACCUGAAGCGAGUUACCCUGGAGCUGGGAGGGAAGUCUCCUGCUGUGGUUUUCGACGACUGCAACUUGGAGAACGCAGCGACGUGGUGUGCUAAUGCACUAGCAGCAAACACCGGGCAAGUCUGCUUUGCAGCGACUCGAGUAUACGUUCAAGAAGGAAUCUUCGACAAAUUCGCCAAACUAUACAAGGAGAAGCUCGAAGAGAAAGCAAAGACGAUUGGUGAUCCGGACCAGGAAGGGACCCAGAUGGGCCCAUUAGUCGACAAAUCACAAUUUGAGCGCGUCAAUGGCUUCAUAGAACGGGGCAUCUCAGGAAGCCAAGGUACUGUGCUCAUAGGUGGCAACAAGACCGACAAAACUGGUUACUAUGUCGAGCCUACAGUAUUCACAAACGUCUCCGCCGAUGCAGAAAUUUACUCGAACGAGAUUUUCGGCCCGGUAUCGAUCCUCAACUCUUUCAAAACGGAAGAAGAAGUGGUCAAGGCAGCAAAUGCUACCGAGUACGGCCUCAUGGCUGGUGUGUUCACACAGGAUAUCAACAAAGCUCUGCGUGUAGCCAGUGACUUCGAUUCUGGCAUGGUCGGUAUCAAUUGCGUCAGCCUGACAUUCUUGACGGCACCAUUUGGCGGCAGCAAAGAGAGUGGCUUGGGCAGAGAAUGUGGCAGAGCGGCACUACAAGCGUUCACCGAGCCGAAGACAAUUAUGAUCAACAUGACAUACUAA